Messenger RNA from Clunio marinus, 584 nucleotides. The record is from the annotation of a GenBank genome assembly. NCBI's taxonomy places the organism in Eukaryota, Metazoa, Arthropoda, Insecta, Diptera, Chironomidae.
CUCGAAUUUAUGUUUUGAUUUUCACAUUCGGGUUGUCAAUUGGAAGUGUAAAGAUGACGGAAUUAUUUGAAAUAUUUAACAUGGAAAAUCAUGUUUUCCGAGUUUAUGUUUUUUGGGUAACUGUUCUUGUGUUUAAAAUGCUGUUGAUGCCGGUGUUGACAGUUUACCAAAGAGUCAAGAACAAGUCUGUUGCAAGUCCUGAAGAUUCACCAAAAGGAAUUGUUUUGUGUUCUGAAGACGUAGAAAGUAUUCGAAGAGCCCAUCGGAAUGAUCUUGAAAACAUUCCACAAUUUAUUGUUGUUGCAUUCUUUUAUCUAAUGACAAAUCCUUCACCAUUUAUUGCAACAAAUCUUAUUCGGAUUGUGGGAAUUGCAAGAAUUAUUUAUACGAUUGCUUAUGCUAUUGAUCCGAAACUGCCAGCACGAGGUCUUUCUUUUUUAGCAUCUUUGAUAAUUACAACCUAUAUGUCAAUUUCUGUUCUAAUUUAUUUUUAUUGAACUUUGUACAUAUGUGAAAUUGCUGUGUAAUCAUUAAGGUCAUUUGCACACACACUAUCAUGGAAAUCAUCGACAUCUUUAAUAAAU